AUGUACAGGGUAGCAAAGGCAUCUGAGUAUCUGGUGAUCACUGGAUCCGGGAUCGAUGACAUCAAAAUCGCUAAGAAAGGAUGGGUUUUCCCGGGCCAAACUUCCUCAGUUUUCGACAUUUCUCCCGUGAACUACACCUUUGAAGUCCAGGCAAUGAGUGCUGAGAAACUUCCCUUCAAGCUCCCUGCCGUGUUCACCAUUGGCCCACGCAUUGAGGAUGAAGAGAGUCUCCACAAAUACGCCAAGCUAAUCUCGUCUUUCAAAAAGGAUGGCAAACAGUUACACGAGCUUGUUAAUGGGAUCAUCGAAGGGGAGACUCGCGUCCUGGCUGCUUCCAUGACAAUGGAACAAAUCUUCAAAGGGACCAAGGAGUUUAAGCAGGAAGUGUUUGGGAAAGUGCAGUUGGAGUUGGAUCAGUUCGGGUUGUUGAUUUAUAAUGCAAAUGUUAAACAGUUGGUUGAUGUUCCUGGACACGAGUAUUUUUCGUACUUAGGACAAAAGACGCAAAUGGAAGCAGCUAAUCAGGCUAAGAUUGACGUUUCUGAAGCCAAGAUGAAGGGUGAGAUUGGAUCAAAGCUUCGAAUGGGACAAACACAACAGAAUGCAGCAAAGAUUGAUGCAGAAACGAAGAUCAUAGCGACGCAGAGGCAAGGGGAGGGGAAGAAGGAAGAGAUUCGAGUGAUGACUGAGGUGAAGGUGUUUGAGAAUGAGAGGGAGGCUGAAGUGGCUGAAGCAAAUGCUGAGCUGGCAAUGAAAAAGGCAAAGUGGGCUAAGAAUUCACAGGUGGCAGAGGUGGAGGCCAGGAAGGCGGUGGCGCUCAGGGAGGCGGAACUGCAGAAGGAGGUUGAAAUCAUGAAUGCUUUGACUCAGACAGAGAAGCUCAAGGCCGACUUCCUGAGCAAAGCUAGUGUUGAAUACGAAACCAAGGUACAAGAGGCGAAUUCGGAGCUGUACAAGAAGCAAAAGGAUGCAGAGGCAAUUCUCUAUCAGAAAGAAAAAGAAGCGGAGGCACAAAAGGCUAUUGCCGAGGCCGAAUUUUAUGCCCGUCAACGAGUAGCAGAUGGUGAACUAUAUGCAAAACAAAAGGAGGCAGAGGGUCUUAUUGCUCUUGCUCAAGCCCAAGGUACUUACAUAAGCACCCUUUUGGGUGCGUUGGGAGGAAACUAUGCAGCUUUAAGGGAUUAUCUGGCUUCAUAUUUGAAACCAGCUGAUUACUGA
This is a messenger RNA of Erigeron canadensis, 1218 nucleotides long. Its product is annotated as flotillin-like protein 3. The transcript is spliced from 3 exons. The coding region runs from base 1 to 1218 and encodes 405 amino acids. The record is from RefSeq and is a predicted model, not a curated record. Gene Ontology annotation, cellular component: plasma membrane; plasma membrane raft. Gene Ontology annotation, biological process: protein localization to plasma membrane. Lineage: Eukaryota; Viridiplantae; Streptophyta; Magnoliopsida; Asterales; Asteraceae.